This is a messenger RNA of Funneliformis geosporum, 2043 nucleotides long. The record is from the annotation of a GenBank genome assembly. NCBI's taxonomy places the organism in Eukaryota, Fungi, Glomeromycota, Glomeromycetes, Glomerales, Glomeraceae.
AUGAAAAAGGAAAUUAAGCAAAAAGCCACUGUGAGCCAAGGAAAGUCCAUUGAAGAACUAAGAAAAGAAGUUAUUAAUAAUAUUGAAAAUUUUGCUCAAAGAGAAAUUAAAUUUAAUUCUUUAUUAGAAAAAGAUCUCAAAAAAUUUUGUAAAAGAAUUAAACAAGCCCCUAAUGAAGACAUUUUUGUUAUUGAGCAAGAAGCAAUUAGUUUUAUCACCGAGCAGAAACACAGGAGACAAGUAUUAGUUGAUCCGGUUAGAGGGGAAAGAGAUAAAAGCAAGAUUGAUAAUAAUGCUACUUUAUACGGUGCUCCUCGAACAGGAAAAUCAAUUAUUGUUGAAAAGUUAACUUAUCAAGCGGAUAUUUAUCCGCUAGUAGUUAUUCAAGGUUCUAGUUUAACCCCUAAUCUUAACGAUCAAAAAUGUACCAUUGAUAACUUCAAAAAGUUUAUUUAUACUGUUUGUGAUAUAAAUAAUAGUCUAGUGGAUGAGUUUGGUUUAGAAAGAAAUCCGGAAAGUGGCGAACCGCAAUACAUUUUCUUUAUUGAUGAAGCCAAUCAAGUUAGUGAAAACACUUUUGUCAAAAAAUCAUCGGGUUUAACUUUUCUUAAAGAAUGUACCGGUAGCGAUGAUUACAAAAAUAAUGAAAGCCAUAAUUUAUGGAUUAUUGCGACUAACUAUUUAAGCGAAAUUGAUGAAGCAGUUUAUCAACCCGGCCGAUUAGCUAAUCAAUUAAAUUUCAAAUAUGCAGAAGAUGCCGGUAUUUAUUAUGAUUUUCCUCAACACUGGCAAAAUACUAAUUCUUUAGAUAAGUUUAUAGCCAAUUCUGAUAACAAAGAAAUCUUAGAAGAAAUUAAAGAGAAAGCAACUGGUAAAGAUGGUAAAGAAAUCAUCGAUGAAAAAACUAAAAAACCUAAGGAAAUAAUUCAACAAAAAGGAAUUCCAUUGGGAGAAUUUCUAGAAUUCUUUUGGCAAAAAUUUGAUAGCGGAGAGUUUCCUCGAGAACCAAAAAUCGAAAAAGUGGCGAAAGAGAUCGGAACUAAUAUUCAACAGACUCUUGAUAUCCGUUUAAAAGAAAUAGAGAAAACUAGUGAUGAAGUAUUAAAAGAUAAAAAUAUGACACAACAACAAUUAAUUACAAAAAUAAAAAAGAAAAUUGAAGAAAUUCAGCAAUUAAUCAACAAUUAUAAACAAGAAACAGCAAUAAAAGAAAAUGCUCUUUUAACCUUGAUAAAAGAAUUAAACACCAUUGAAACAAAUAUGAAAACGACUGAUGCCUAUGAAACAAACCAAAAAACUAAGCGAGAAAAAUACGACUUAAAAUCUAAAUCCUUAGAAGCGGCAAGGACAGAAAAUAAAAGAUUAGAUGAACGUGAUAAAAAAAUAGAUGAAUUAUUGGAAUCAUCCAAAAGCAAAGAAAAAAAUUUUGAAAAGCAAAUAAGUGAUAUUAAAAAAGAAUUGAAUGAUCCAAAUAUUUCAAAAGAAAAAGAGCAAGAGUUAAAAAAUCAAUUAGCCUUUAUUCAAACUCAAUUAGAUGAAGAAAGAAAAAAUAAUAAAAAACUGAAUGAAGAAAAAGCAAGAAAUCAAAAGCAACGAGAAAAAAAUAACGAAACCAUUAAUAAAGCCGAAUGUUAUAAUGAAGAACAUAGAAAAGCCACUGCUAUUUUGGAUUCUUAUAACGAAGUCAAAAAAAGUAAUGAUGAGAUUUCUUUGAAAAAAACGAUUGAAUAUGCAGAAGGAUUAAAAGAAUAUCACUUUGAAGGCAUUUUGGAUUUAGUAGAAGAAGAAGCAGAAUUAGAGAGUUUAAGAAAAAAAUUAAGAGAAUUAGAAAAUAAUAAAAAUACUUAUUCUGAUCAAGAAAAUACCACUGAAAUAGAGUUUGAUAGGGAUAAAUUAAAAUUUGACCACACAGGAGAACUAACUGUUGCUAAUUAUCCUAACUUGGAAAGAAUUAUAACAACCGGAGAUGGAAAGGUUAAUAAUGUUACCAAAUUAACUAUCAGCAAUUGUCCGCAAUUAGUAGAAAUAGACAUUACUGAUUGA